This is a messenger RNA of Sorex fumeus (smoky shrew), 2068 nucleotides long. RefSeq names its product pancreatic alpha-amylase. Gene Ontology annotation, biological process: carbohydrate metabolic process. Gene Ontology annotation, molecular function: alpha-amylase activity; cation binding. The transcript is spliced from 13 exons. NCBI's taxonomy places the organism in Eukaryota, Metazoa, Chordata, Mammalia, Eulipotyphla, Soricidae. The coding region runs from base 504 to 2039 and encodes 511 amino acids. The record is from RefSeq and is a predicted model, not a curated record.
UAGCAAAUUGAGCAAGACACCAGAGACAGUGGUUUUGGCCUGGAAACAGGAAUGAGAGCCAAUUCAGUUUCAUUCUGAAACGCAGACUGGGCCAUUCAUAUAAACUGGAGUUAAAGAAUUGAAUCAGGGUUUUAAGAGCACCUAUUGAAAGGAAAACAAUUAUAGAAAAUCUAUAAAGUUCUAAAUCCAGCUUAUUCCUCCCCUAAUUGAAGAGAAAGCAAAACCACAAACUAGAAAAGAUCGAAUCGCGGAUUUAAGAAUUUGAUGACUCAAAGGAAUUGAUGUGGUUAAUUUACCACAGGAAUUAAAAAGGAUCUUAGUAUCUGCCUGAGAUGUGAAACUGCUUUACAUACACUAAAAGAAAUUUGUAAUUAACUGAUGUAGUUUGAAGCUUUGUGUACUGCUUCGUGGAUAAAUUUGGAGGAAUUAUUUCCUAGGACCACACACCUGGCUAAUGGAAUAUAAAUAGUUGCUGAAAAGAAUACUGACAACUUCAAGGCAAAAUGAAGUUCCUUUUGCUGCUUGCAUUAGCGGGGCUCUGCGUAGCCCAGUAUGACCCUCAUACCAAACCUGGGCGGACAGCGAUUGUCCAUCUGUUUGAGUGGCGCUGGGUUGAUAUUGCUCUUGAGUGUGAGCGAUAUUUAGGUCCCAAGGGAUUUGGAGGGGUUCAGAUCUCUCCACCCAAUGAAAAUGUUAUUAUUACUAAUCCUUUAAGACCUUGGUGGGAAAGAUACCAGCCAAUUAGCUACAAAUUAUGUACAAGAUCUGGAAAUGAAGAUGAAUUCAGAGACAUGGUGAAUAGAUGUAACAACGUUGGUGUUCAUAUUUAUGUAGAUGCUGUAAUUAAUCAUAUGUGUGGAAAUGCUGUGACUGCAGGAACUAGCAGUACUUGUGGAAGCUACUUCAACCCCGGAAGUAGAGACUUUCCCGCUGUCCCAUACUCUGCUUGGGAUUUUAAUGAUGGCAAAUGUAGAACUGGAAGUGGAGACAUUGAAAGCUAUAAUGAUGUGUAUCAGGUUAGAGAUUGCCGUCUGGUUGGUCUUCUUGAUCUUGCAUUGGAGAAAGACUAUGUGCGUUCCAAAGUUGCUGAAUAUAUGAAUUAUCUCAUUGAUAUCGGUGUAGCAGGGUUCAGGAUUGACGCUUCUAAGCACAUGUGGCCUGGAGACAUGAAGGCAGUCUUGGAUAAACUGCAUAAUCUGAAUACAAAGUGGUUUGCUGAAGGAAGUAAACCUUUCAUUUUCCAAGAGGUAAUAGAUCUUGGUGGUGAGGCAAUUUCAAGCAGUGAGUACUUUGGAAAUGGCCGUGUGACAGAAUUCAAGUAUGGUGCUAAGCUUGGUAAAGUGCUGCGCAAGUGGGAUGGAGAGAAGAUGGCUUACUUAAGGAACUGGGGAGAAGGCUGGGGUUUUAUGCCAUCUGACAGAGCACUUGUCUUUGUGGACAACCAUGACAAUCAGCGAGGUCAUGGAGCUGGAGGAGCAUCUAUUCUUACAUUCUGGGACUCUAGAUUGUACAAAAUGGGAGUUGGAUUUAUGCUUGCCCAUCCUUAUGGAUUUACAAGAAUAAUGUCAAGCUUCCGUUGGCCAAGAUAUUUUGUGGAUGGAAGAGAUAUCAAUGAUUGGGUUGGACCACCUAAUGACAAUGGAAUUAUUAAAGCAGUUACUAUUAAUCCGGACACUACAUGUGGCAAUGACUGGGUCUGUGAACACAGAUGGCGUCAAAUAAGGAACAUGAUCAUGUUUCGUAAUGUAGUUGAUGGCGAGCCUUUUGCCAAUUGGUGGGAUAAUGGUAGCAACCAAGUCGCUUUUGGAAGAGGAAAUAAAGGAUUCAUUGUCUUUAAUAAUGAUGACUGGACUUUGUCUCAGACUUUGCAAACGGGUCUUCCUCCUGGAACAUACUGUGAUGUUAUUUCUGGAGAUAAAAUUGGUGACAAGUGUACGGGAAUUAAAAUCUAUGUUUCCCGUGAUGGUAAUGCUCACUUUUCUAUUAGUAACACAGCUGAAGAUCCAUUUAUUGCAAUUCAUGCUGAAUCCAAAUUGUAAAAAAUUUAAUUAAAAGCAUAUACUCAGAG